UGACCACAGACAUUUUACGGCAAAAAUAAGAAAACGCGGGAAAAUUAGUCUUUCGACUUAGUCUCAUACAAAAAUAUGACAUCAAAAGUGGAUAAAUACGAUCCUGGUAGUCUUUCUGAUCUGUUGCCUUUAUAUUACAAGAAACUUUUUCCUUAUGGACUUUACUUCAGGUGGUUGAAUUAUGGUGGAGUUCCAAAGACCUACUUCAGCAACAGAGAGUUUUCCUUCACGCUGAAAGAUGACGUCUACAUUCGGUAUCAAUCCUUCACAGAUCAACAGGAUAUGGAAAAGGAGAUUCAGAAAAUAUGUCCUUAUAAAAUUGACGUUGGAGCAGUAUUUACACACCGGCCUAAAGAUCACAAGACCAUUAAUGCAGCAGCUUUUGUUGCUCAGGAGAAAGAAUUAGUCUUUGACAUCGAUAUGACAGACUAUGAUGAUGUCAGGAGUUGUUGCUCUGGUGCAGAUAUCUGUGAAAAGUGCUGGCCUUUGAUGUCCAUGGCAGUGAAAAUUCUGAACAGGGCAUUAAAAGAUGACUUUGGAUUUGAGCACAUUUUGUGGGUAUACUCAGGGCGCCGUGGUAUUCACUGCUGGGUGUGCGAUGAGGUGGCCCGGAAACUUUCACAAGCUGGCCGAACUGCUAUUGCAGAAUACCUAACUGUUGUUAAGGGUGGAGAAAAUCAGGUUCGAAAAGUUCAUCUUGAUCAAUACAUCCAUCCUUCAAUAAAAGCAGCUAUAGAGAUUAUCAACAGUAACUUCAAAGACUAUGCUGUUGAUAAGCAAGAUUUCUUGGGAGAUAAGCAGAAAUGGACAAAAGUAUUAUCCUUGAUUCCUUCACAAGACAUACAAAAAGAAGUAGCUGAAGAAUUAGAAUUGUUACCUGACAGUGCAUCCAGAUGGAAAAAAGUUAAGAAAUUCAUCGAAUUAAGCAGUAAGAGUGGAUUUACAGACUCAAGGCAAGCUGACAAGGAAAUAAUGCUGCAAUACUGCUAUCCACGACUAGAUGUCAAUGUCAGCAAAGGCAUCAACCAUCUCUUAAAGAGUCCCUUUUGUGUUCACCCCAAAACAGGUCGAGUUUGUGUUCCAUUCGAUCCAGAUGAUACAGACAGGUUUUCCCCAGCAGAAGUACCAACAAUAAGUCAGUUGCUGGAUGAGCUGAACAAAGUUGAAGCUGUAGACUUAGGGGGUGUCAGCAAGCACACAAAAGAUUACAAGCGCACGUCAAUGGCUGCAAGCAUUGAAGUUUUUGAGCAGUUUGUCAAGAAGCUUGAAAAAUCUUGGCGUGGAAAACUGAUAGAAGAAAGUGAUAAGAAGAUGGAAUUUUAGAACCAAACACUAUGGAGGAUAGAACUGUACAUUAUUCUUUUAUAUUGUAAAGAUAAUCUAAAAGUGAGUAUGUAUGUGUGCGUGCGUGCACAUGUAACAGAGGUGGAAGAGUUUCAUUGGGGCCUUUGACAAAAUGGUUGCUUGUGAACCUAACACAAAUCCUGGCUUUAAUUUCUUUCGUUUUUAAAGCAUGAUGCAGGAGGAUUUGAAUUUUUUCAUUGUUUUGACUUUCUUUGUCAUCUCGAUAUUUGAAUGUAUGCUACUUGAAAGUGAGGUAUCCGCAAUGCAUAAUUUUGGAGUUAGUGUUUUAAGAUGAGCACAGUCAUUCAAAAUAAACAAACAAAACAAUCCACUCAGCAUAUAAAAUAGCAGGCCUGUUGAAUUAAAAUAUAACAUCUGAACUGGGCAAACGACAGGGCAGGGAAGAAUGCGCAACAUGGCCAAGUUAGGAAAAUGAAACACAACCAUUUCUCCUCUUCCCCCCGACAACUCACGGUUCAAUAUCUACAGAUGUAUCAAGCCCUGUGUAAUCAUAGCUGUAGACCGUAAGCAACACUGGGACUUCUAAAUUACCAGCCGACCUAGUUCAGCGCCUGUUUCCAUUGACACGACCCCGCAACAUUUCCUGUCUUGGGGUAAAGUUACCUCCCCGUCGUGACUACUGAAUCCCUUGUGCACACCCUAGAGGAGGAGUAGAGUAAAGGAAAUGUGACGUAUUGUGAGGAUUGGGCAUAUGCCGUGCCUUAGACACGAUGAACCAUCUAGAGUUAGCUGCUCCAGGUACGUCAUUGGGUAUGCCUUUUGGUUCUACCAUUGGCCUAGGUUGCUGUUUAUUAUUAAUAGUCAAGUUACCCAGGCGAUGCCCCGUUUUCUGACAGACUUUCAGCGCACACAUUAUUCGCUCGGAGAAGAUCAAGGAAAGGAUGGGUGAGAAAGCCCGCUGGUCGUUUGUAGUGGAAGCGGGGAGAUAAAAUUUGCGGUGGUGCCGCUCGCCUUGCAUCUCUCAUGUACCUGUAUACUUUCUCCCUUGAUCUCGGUCUUGGUUUCCCUCCUAAUUAUGCUCAGCUUAAUUUAUUGUUUUUUUCUUUCAUUUGAAGCCACCCCUAACAUCUUGACAAUGUGGACAAUCUAGAACAAUACAAAGAACCUCUCCGUAAGCCAGUGUUCAAAAUUUGAUGAGGAUCGGACAAAUGGUGUGCAUUUGCAUAGGGCUGAAGGGUCGACACACACACUUCUCACACUCUGCUUUGUUUAUAAGAUAUGAGAUUUUUAAAAAGUUCAUUUCAGGAGACGCACGCACGACUUUACAUUUGGUUCUUAGAGAUAUUAAAGUACUUUUAAGCCAGGAUGACACCUCACUGAACGCAUGUGAAAAUGUAUAUAAAGUUUUCACAGAUAUAAAUAUUAUUUUUUGUUGUUGUUGCGUGUGAUAGCUAUUAUAUAUACUACUGCUAUGCAUGUUACAAAUAAAAAAUAGUAUUUAAAAACGUU
Messenger RNA from Pomacea canaliculata, 2814 nucleotides. RefSeq names its product DNA primase small subunit-like. The record is from RefSeq and is a predicted model, not a curated record. The transcript is spliced from 13 exons. Gene Ontology annotation, cellular component: alpha DNA polymerase:primase complex. NCBI's taxonomy places the organism in Eukaryota, Metazoa, Mollusca, Gastropoda, Architaenioglossa, Ampullariidae. Gene Ontology annotation, biological process: DNA replication, synthesis of primer. The coding region runs from base 76 to 1323 and encodes 415 amino acids.